Cylindrotheca closterium is the source of this 1095-nucleotide messenger RNA. Lineage: Eukaryota; Bacillariophyta; Bacillariophyceae; Bacillariales; Bacillariaceae. The record is from the annotation of a GenBank genome assembly.
AUGAAUAAUUCCACUGAAGGUCCUUCAUUAAUGUUAUCGCUAUCAGAAGCAGCACCCAACAGCAACGCCCAUGAAUCCGGACCAGAAGAAUGGCAAUGUCCCAGAUGCACACUCUUAAAUCCUCAAGCAUCGGAUACUUGCGAAGUUUGCGAAUUUGAUCGGGCUGCCCAAGCUCGUUUCGAUGCCGCUGAAACCAGCGACGCAGACAUUCGUCAGCUCGUGGUCAAUGCUCGAGAAGAACGAAAAUUCCUGAUUCGAUUUGAACCCCUGCACCCACUAGUCGCCAACAAUGUAUUUGGAACCACCACGAGCAUUGCUUCGUCUGGUCUCAUUGGCGGAUUAGUAGGAGGUCCCGUGGGUGCUCUAGUGGGAGCUGCUGGGGCGGUUGUCUUGGAUGGUGCCAACCGUUUGAAUCAUCACCUGCGCCGGAACCAACCGGAUCGCCGACCAGGACGUCAAAUUGUCAUUACCAAAAUACGGAUGGAUGGGUCGGCAAUGAGUAUCACAAUGAAGACCAUGACACGCUGUAGGAUCAUGGCUAUUCAACCCAUGAUUAUUCGCACUAGUCAUGAUGGGACUGCAAUGGAAAGUAGAGUGGACAAUAACUAUUGGACACAACUAACGCCUCGAGAUCAACGAAUGGCCCAAAUAUUGUUUUUGCAUUUGUUAUCAGACACCUCCAUCCCAGAAGGCCAAGUCAUGAACAUUUCGUACGAAGAGUUAUUGGAACGAGUUGUGGGUACCGCCUAUGGUGAUGAUUCGAAAAAAGGAGCCACACAAGAGGAGAUUGAAACUCAUUCAGAAAUCAUUGCACUUAAGACGGAAGAAGAUUUGGCACGAUUGAAGGAUCAUCAAAAGGGCUGCAACAUUACCUUGGAAGACUUCAAGGUGGGAGAUAAGAUCCGCGUCUUAAAGUCCUGUGGACAUGCCUACUUUCCUGACUCCAUAGACGAGUGGCUGCACAAGGUGAAUUCUUGUCCAGUCUGCAAAACCGAGCUACAUGCCCAUGGUGGCGUGGAAAAGGCAUCUGAGAAGCCUGCCACCACUACUGCGAACGAGCGGCUUAAUGAUGACGAGAGUCUUCAUUCAUUGUAA